UGGAAAAGCAAACAGUUAGGGUUGGAUAGGCGGCACUGAACAACUUGGUUAAAAAUGUUAUCCAGCUGCCUUGCGGUUUGUUGUUGUUGUUAGGACUUUAAUAAACGUGAUAAAUACCCAACCCUAGUUUCAGCACUGUCCCUGCUCCCACCCCUUUAAAGAAAGUGGAGUCGUCCAACGGAACAGCCUUUGACGUCCAUUCAGCUGCUGGUGCUGCUGUGAGAUAAUGUACUCAAACAGGUCUGAGCACAGUCACAGUCGGCAGUACAGUGACAGAAGUUCAAGGCAGUGGGACGGCUAUGAUGCCAGAUGGGAAGAAAGACAUGACCCUCACAGAGAUGUACCGAGGGAUUCCCAUUAUAAAUACGGUGGGGAUGGCCCCAGUAGCACAGAGAGGAAGAGCAGAAGUAGAGAGUACAGUGACUCCCCUAUGAGGCUGUACAGUAAAGACUCGUUGAACAGAGACAGGAGCCAAAAAAGCCCAGUGAGGAGACGCAUGUCCUCACCUGAUUGGAGUGUUUCUGAAAAGAAAAGGCGAAGGUUUACAGAGGGCGAUGGAGAUGAUUACAGAUACAGGCGUGUGUCUGAGGAUAAAGCAAGCAGGCAUUCACCAGACAGUUUUUCACGCGCACACGUAACCAGUGAUUAUAAACAUACACAAAUACAGGAAGAAGAAGAAUUCAAAUACAGGAAAACAUCACAAGACUCCAGACACAGAUAUUGGAAUGAAGAGUUCACCUACAGGCAACAACACGAUGAUUUAACAUGCAGACGAUCAUCAGGAUAUUACAAAGAGAGAGAUGGUCAUGAGUGGAGCCGGGACCGCUCACAGGAGAGGACACGAUCACAAGAUUGCUCAACAAAGACUUAUGCCAAACCCAGAGCGAGGAAUGACAGCCCUUCCACGGAUAAUGAGGAUCAUCGCCAAAAUAGAGCAAGGUUUCCAUUGAAUGCCAGCGGACAGUCUUACGAGAGUGACGUCAACAACCAAAGUGCUGCUGUUCCUGAGCAGAAGUCCACCAAGGGUUUUCAGCGUUUCCUCGACGUGCUCAACAGGGGUGUGAAUGUCGCCACGCUCACCAAAAUAGUGACUCAGACCUCUACAAAAGGGGGUGAUCAGCCACAUUCUCCGUCCUCUUUUAUUAGUGCUACAGAUCGUCUGUGGUCUCCCACUUGUGCCGGGAGGAAAGGGGGAAGCCACCAAAAUGCCAGCCACUGGAGUGAGAGCGAAGGAUCCCAGAGACUGGCUUCUCCACAGCCUCGUCACAGGUCCUUCAGUCCGAAGCGGCGAUCUCUGUCUAAUGAGAAGUCUCUGCAAAGGGGUGACGGAGAACAAAGCUACUUUAGCUCCAACAGUAGAUCCGGGUCUCCGUCAGUGGUGGAAAAGACCACGCCGGCACCUGAAGAUGAGCACAAGCACAGGCACAUGCAGGAUGUUUUGCAGGCCAUUGGCAUAGAUUUGGGGUUUGAGGAACUGGGCCAAAUGUCACACCGGAUCCAGGAGCGGUUAUACGGAAAGAAGGACGGUGACGGGGGCCACCAUCGUAGAGUAAGCAGGGAAAGGGACACAAGGCGAGCGUUUUCACCAAGACAGCAAAGUAGAUCAUCAUCAAGCAGGUCUAGUGUUAGCCCGUCAACUCGAGAGUAUCACGUGAAAGAAGACAACUAUAGUGCUCAGAGGGAUCUAACAGGGGAACACCAAGUACAGGUACAUCAAGCCGUUGAAUAUAGCCAGAAUAAGAGCAGUAGCGAUUUGCAGGAGCGUGAGGAAUGUCAAACCAACUCCCGGGAAAGCACUGCUGAAUGUCAAGCAUUUUCUCAAAACCCCACAUACCCUUUGUCAGAGCCAUCUCCUACACCCGUGAUGCCGAUGUACUCUCCAGUAAACUGUUCACCGCUGCCGUACCCACCGCCGCCUCCUAACUUGCCCCCCGGGCUUUUCUUGCCUGGCCUGCCUCCCUUCCUCCCUUACCCCCGUGUCCCACCUUUGAACAUUUUCCCAGCAGUACUGGCUCAGACGAGGCACCUACUCCCACAACACAUCAGUAAUCCUCAGCCAUUUUUGAACCUGCCAAUUCAGCCUCUGAACAACACACAAAAAUCCAAAACAGUGUCAAGGCCCCGCUGUUUGCAGGUCAUUGAAACCAAACAGCCUGGAUGAAGACGUUACAGAGAAGUUGCAUACGGUGAAAAUUUGCCUUUAAACAUACCAAUAUAGUUGAGUAAGUCUCUUAUGCCUCUGGAGAAUAAUAAAGAGAUAUUCAUAAAGUAAUAAAACAGUUGGGCCUUCAGGGGGUCCUGUUUUAAACACAAAACACACAUUUGAAUGUCACCUAAAAGAAAAGCAACUUUGAGCAUUUGUAAUCAACCAAAUCAACAAAAUGGAAGGCCAAAAACCACGAAAACACAGACAAUGACACUAACAGUUUUUGACCACAACUUAAUUGACAAACCACGAGGUAGUGUUGGAGCUUCUUCAUUUACCCAUAGCACAAUGCCAUGCUAAAAUAACCACUGACACAGAAAGUGUUUAUUGAUUUCUGAAAACUUUGUCUGCUUUAUUUUGUUAUUCAAAAUUAGUUUAAACACCAUGAUUUGAUACUUUGUAAGUUUUGUUGAAACGUUAUCUAGAGAAGUCUUUCUGUAGGCUAAAUGCCUUUUAUUCUAAUGAAAUGGAACCAUAAUCCAGUGUUUAGUCUUCAGAUGGUUUUGGCCGACCUACUAUAACAAAAACGUGCUCUACACUGAAGCGUCUGUUUGUCUGAUGACAUGUUUUCUUUUUGUGUACUCACGUACGCAGAAAAGUGUGUAAAUAUUUGAAUUGCAUAAUAUUACAGUGAUUUGAAAUAAAUGGUGAAGAGCUGUUUAAUUGCA
Messenger RNA from Dicentrarchus labrax (European seabass), 2874 nucleotides. RefSeq names its product cyclin-dependent kinase 12. The transcript has 4 exons. The record is from RefSeq and is a predicted model, not a curated record. NCBI's taxonomy places the organism in Eukaryota, Metazoa, Chordata, Actinopteri, Moronidae. Bases 227 to 2161 code for a protein of 644 amino acids.